AUGACUACAGGUAUUGCCGAAAGCUGGAACAAUGUCAUUGCUGAGGCACGUGGGUGGCCAAUUACUUGUCUAAUGGAAUUUGUGAGGCACACUUUACAAAAAUGGUUUUUCGAACGUCGAACUGCAGCAUCAACAGCUACAAUUCCUCUUGCCACAGAAGUGGAAGCUGAUUUGCGAAAGUUAGCAGACAAGUCCACUACCUCGUUCCCUUUUCCGUCUAGUCAGUAUGAAAUAAUAGUAUUGGAUGGUGAUCUUGAUGGAGAUGUCGACCUGAGGAGGAAAACAUGUAGUUGUAGAAGAUUUGAUUUGACAGGUCUUCCUUGUGAACACGCUCUAGCUGGUGCUCGAGAUCAUGGCAUUAGUCCAUAUAGUUUAUGCUCCAGAUUCUACACAGUUGAAGCGUGGUUGUCAUCCUAUGGUGGAUCUGUAUAUACGCUGGGUAAUGAAGAAUCUUGGGUGAUACCAAAUGACAUAGGAAGUAUGAUGAUAGCUCCUCCUUUAGUGAAGCAGAAGGCUGGUCAUCCAAAGAAGAAACGACGUUUAUCAAAGGCUGAGAAGAAUAGCAAACAACGUAGAUGUAGUAGAUGUGGUGUCCUGGGCCACAAUCGAGUGACGUGCACCACUGUUUGUCCCCCGCUGUCUAGACAUGCUUAG
Molecule: messenger RNA, 654 nt
Organism: Humulus lupulus (European hop)
Lineage: Eukaryota; Viridiplantae; Streptophyta; Magnoliopsida; Rosales; Cannabaceae
Exons: 1
Coding region: 1-654 (217 amino acids)
Molecular function (GO): zinc ion binding
Source: RefSeq, a predicted model, not a curated record